This is a messenger RNA of Gigantopelta aegis, 2667 nucleotides long. RefSeq names its product cysteine protease ATG4B-like. Bases 33 to 1247 code for a protein of 404 amino acids. The record is from RefSeq and is a predicted model, not a curated record. The transcript is spliced from 12 exons. Gene Ontology annotation, molecular function: protein-phosphatidylethanolamide deconjugating activity. Lineage: Eukaryota; Metazoa; Mollusca; Gastropoda; Neomphalida; Peltospiridae.
CGCAAUCCUAAUGUUUUCUUUUUGACAAGGAAAUGGAUUUUGAUGCUACAUUCACAUAUGAGAGUGGCCCACUUCAGUAUGAGGAAUUCCCAAGAACAGAUGAGCCAUUGCAUAUUCUGGGAGAACGAUACAGCACACUUUAUGACCUGGACGACUUGAAACUUGAUAUUCUUUCACGGCUAUGGUUCACGUACAGAAAAAACUUCCCACCUAUAGGUGGCAGUGGUCCUUCGUCAGACCAGGGAUGGGGCUGUAUGCUGAGAUGUGGCCAGAUGAUGUUGGCGCAGUCUCUCUUGCUGAGACAUCUAAACCGAGAGUGGCGGUGGGACAAACACAGCAACAGCAGCAGCUACUGGAAGGUUCUGAGGAUGUUCCAGGACAAGAAGAGCAGUGUCUACUCCAUACACCAGAUUGCAUCAAUGGGAGAGUCAGAAGGUAAAGCAGUGGGACAGUGGUUCGGACCAAACACAGUUGCUCAAGUUUUAAAGAAAAUGGCCGUUUACGAUGAUUGGAGCUCAAUGGUUAUUCACGUUGCCAUGGACAACACAGUUAUAGAAGAAGACAUCAGACAGUUAUGCAAAUGUCACCAGGAAAAUGGCGUCGACCCGUGUAUAGACAUGAACAACCCGGAGUGCAAUGUGUUCCCGCGGAGUGAUUCCAACGAUGGUGUAAAGGACUGUGUGAAAAGUGACAAACCAAAGUCUAUAGACCCCAGUGUGUGGAAACCCUUGUUACUGAUCAUCCCCCUUAGACUCGGAUUAACCGACAUCAACCCAGUGUAUUUUGACAGCUUAAAGGCAUGCCUGAGUGUCAAGCAGUCAGUUGGUAUCAUUGGUGGCAAACCCAACCAUGCUCACUGGUUUAUAGGACAUCUAGGUGAAGAGUUGGUUUACCUCGACCCUCACACGACCCAGCUGACGGUUGACCUGAACGAGACCCCCGAUGAUGACACCUUCCACUGUCCGUACCCGGGACGCAUGAAGAUCCACCAGCUAGACCCGUCUGUGGCCGUGGGUUUUUUCUGUGGCAGAGAACAAGAUUUUAAUGACCUGUGUUUGACGUUUCGUAAGCUGAUCAUCAAAUCGAGCAAGACGCCGAUGUUUGAGUUACACCAUUACCGACCACACGACUGGCCGUCAUUAGAGGUACAGAGAGAACGAAACGUCUCCGUCAAUUCAGAGUUUGCUGAUUUGGGUGCGGUCGGAGGCACAAAUUACGACAGUGAAGAGGAGUUUGAGUUGUUGUAGCAGACGUUUCAUGCCUGUGUUGUGGAAGAUACCUGAUGACUUGACAGCAUAAUGGUUGUCAUGAGAAACUGUGAUUAUUCAAGUGAUGGCAUACUGUCAUAAUUGAAACGAUGUGCAAGUACAUACAAACCAUAAUGUAUCAUUAUAAUACUCAUUCUUCAGCACUAUGCAUGUUUUAGAGCAUUCAUAAAAAAAAAACACACACACAAAAAAAACCCAUAUAAUAAUAUGGUUUAGAGUACCAUAAUUUUAGCAGAUUUUUGGUGAUUAUUUUAUUUAUUUUAAUUUUUAAAAUUAUUUUAAUACAGCUGAAAACUAAGAACAAAAUAUUUAAAAGAAAAGUAUGGAAGUAAAAAGUAAGUAUGUUAGGGUAUUUUUAUAAGGGAAUACAUGGGGUGGGGGGGGGUUUCACAUUAAAAGUCUUAUGUGGUAUAAUGGGGGCUGAAAUACAUGUAUCAGUACUGUGGGUUUGACUGCCUGUAACAUGGUUAUAACUUCCUCAUAUUGUGGAUGAGAGUUUUUGGUUGCUGUUAGUAUUUGCUGUUACUAAUUCUUUUCAUCAUUGUACUUUUAAAAUUAGCUUAAUUCUUCGGGGAGUCAUGAUGAAUAUAUAUUUUGUUUCAAUUGCAAAAAAUAAAUACUGAUGGACCAAACAUGACAAAUGGGGUGUUGGAUGACAGUAAUUCAUUUUAAAUAUUUUAUAUAUGUGUUGAUAUAAUGUAAUCAGUCUUGAAAUAGAGAAUUGUAUUAUCCAUAUGGCCUUGGGUAGUCGGACAGUAAGGCUCGAAUCGUAAACCAGGGUUCUUUUUGGUCAUGGAAUUCCUGGAAAGUUAUGGAAUUCCUGGAAAGUUGAAUUCCUGGAAAUUCGUGGAAUUCCUGGAAAGACCUGAAAUUCCUGAAAAGCCAUGGAAUAUGCCUGGUAAAUAAGUGUAUGAAAUCUGUAGAGUGAUGUUAGCAUAUUCAUGUAAUGUGUGUGCAAUUAAAACUGCAUGUGCACACAUCUAAAACGUUACUGUUUAAUUGUUUUUAAAGGUGCAAACAGCAAAUAAAAUUGGUGCGGGUGGGUUUUUUUUUGCUGAUCCUUUGUGAAAAACGAUUGGAUAUCAUAGCUGAAACGCUUUCUGUUCAGUGUAGCAUGAACAGUUAAACCAUGCGAAGAAGUUAGAUCAGUUUUUACAUGAACAGGGUAUAAGGUACUAUAACACUUCACAGUAGAUCACAGAUAUUUGAAGCGGGAUAAAUUGAAUAUCGGUUUGCUGCUUAAAGAUAUUCGCCAUAGCACUUUCAGGUUGAAUAGUGGACAUUAAUUUUUCUAACUUCUGGACCCAGGACGUAGCCCAGUGGUAAAGCCCUCGUCUGAUGCACAGUCAGUCUAGGAUCAAUCCCCGUUGGUGGGCCCAUUGGGCUAUUUCUCAUUCCA